AUGCCAGAGUCUCUGGAGGAUGAACUGCAGAUCUUAAGAUAAAAUGAUGUAGAGAGAAGACCAGAGUCAGCAAAAAUCAAAUGCUUUUAUUUUUUUUUCUUAUUCCUUUAUAUUUCUUAUUUGUUUUCAGAUUUAUAUAUUAAUGAAGAAAUUAUUUUUGUAAAUAGUUUGAUGGACUAUAAAAAUCAGCUACCAACUUUGCAAACUCUCUUGAGUAGACUAAAAUUAUUUAAGUUAAAGGACCCUCUUAUAGAUUUCAAAAAACAGACCUUCAAUGAAGAUAUUAUUUUCAGGGAAUGUUUAUCAUCUCAAGGAAGUUGGGACAUUUUUCUGAAAGAUCUUUAUAUGGAUAAAGAGAACUUUUGUAAGGUGGAACUAGGAGAUGCAGAUUUAAAUGAGCCAUUAUUUUUUUAUUUUGAGUUUGAAUCCUUACUAUCUACAAUUCUUAAACAAGAAACUAGUGCUCCAUCACUCUCAGACCUGAAGGAGUUAUUAAACUUAACGCCAGAAGUAAUAAAUUACGUAGAUGAAAAUGAAAAGCUUUUCAAAAGAGAUCUUACUUCCAAGCAUGGAAUUGAAAUUGAGGAUAGAAAAUGGAGCUUCACAGAGAUUUUAACAUCUCAAAGCCUGUAUGAGCCAGAGUGCCAUGAACCAGAAGAGUUAGAAAUGCUGCUAAGUCAGCCACACGGCACAAGCCAACAUUCUUCAGUGAAUUCAUUAUGUGCAGGACUUCAGACAUUUCCGUUGUCUCCUGAUUGUAAAAGUAAUUUACUUACUGCUGAGGAAUCAGCUAAGAUAUAUGCUAUGGUGCAGCAAUCAGAAAGCUGCAGAAGCUCUUCAGACACACUGUUGCUCACAGCACCAAGUAUUCAAGAGUGCAUCAGUCAAUAUUCAGUUAUAGAUCUUCCCAGUAUGGUGUCUAUUGAAGAAGAAAGUCUUGUGAUUGAUCCUGUAAAGGCAGAGUGCCAGAAAAAAGCAAGUCUAAGUCCAAAGGUGAUAGGAAGUUUGGAAAACACAAACACAUCUUUGGAUCAUUGUCUGUCUCCAAAUGAUACUAAAAUGACAAUGUUUUUGCCUGAAAACAUGCUUCAACUAGAAUCACAUCUAGAGGAUAAAGGUUGUUCUUCACCUAUUAUACUUAUUAAUGAGAAAUCUACAAAUGAUCAUUUAUCACUUCCACGAAUGAGUCUACCUCUGGCAGAAGAAGUAACAGAUAUGUGUUUUUCUGAUGAUGGUAUCUCUACUAAACCACCAGCAAAAGAAGAAAAAUCACAGAAUGAUCAAGAACUAGUUGAUGGAAUAACCCAAAAGAAUGAAAAUAAAGAUCAUUUUGAGGUUGAGUACACAGAACCUUCUAUUGAAUCACCUUCCACUUCAAGAAUUAAAAAAACAUCUUUCAAGCAUCACAAAAAACAGGAUAACUAUUUGGACCCUUUGAGCGACUUUAUUAUGCUGCGAAAUAAAUAUACAACUUGUAUAUCAAGGACCGAAGUCACAGACAAUGAUGAAAAAUAUGAUGAAGAAGGAUGUUCAUUGACUCUUCAAGAAAAAAGUCCUAUUGUUUGUGGUAGUAAAACCCUAGAGAAAGUAAUUCCAAAAAGGGGAGUAAAUAAUGUCAUUGAAAUUCAAGCAUCAGAUAGCCAAUGCAAAGCAUAUUGUCUUCUAGAAGCAGCAGCUGCUCCUAUCUUAAAAAAACUUGCAUGCCUCUGUCCUUUCCCUGCUGCUAAUUGGAAAUUUGCUACUGUUAUUUUUGAUCAAACAAGGUUCUUCUUAAAGGAACAAGAAAAAGUAAUAAGUGAUGCUGUUCACCAAGGUACAAAUGAUGAAAGAGAAAUGACAUUCAAGUAUGCCGCUGUCUUGCACCUUCUGGUAACAAUUAGGGAUGUCCUCUUAACAUGCGACUUGGACACAACAUUGGGAUAUUUAUCAAAUGCGAAAGAUGUCUACAAAAGUAUUUUAGGCUCCUAUUUGGAUGACAUUUGGAGACAGCUGGAUAUUGUACAGUUUAUUAAGGAAAAAAAGCCUGAAAUCAACUACCGAAUACAAGAAUUGCAAUGUCAUAUACGAAAUUGGAUGCAAGAUCAACAGCAAAUUAAGGUGCUGAUUAUAAUAAGAAUGGAUUCAGAUGAUGAAAAGAAUUUACUCAUUGAAAUGCUUUCCAAAAUAGAAGGUUUAACAUUUACUGAACUUAAUUCAAAUCAAGGAAGAGAUUUUCUGGAAUCUAACAGUCUAUUAAAUGGUACAAGUUCCUGUGUAAUUGUACAUAAUCAAUAUAUUGGAGCAGACUUCCCCUGGAAUAAUUUCUCAUUUGUGGUGGAAUACAAUUAUGUAGAAAACUCUUGUUGGACUACCCACUGUGAAAAGUUGAAUAUUCCUUACCUGGCCUUAAAAAUGGUUCUUCCAGACACAGUUUUGAAGAGAAACACUUCACUGGAUGGAUUUGGUGAAUUCCUUUUGGAAAUUCAGAUUCCAUACGUGUUUUUUGCAUCUGAUGGACUUCUUAAUAUUCCAGAAAUACUUCAACUGCUAGAAUCCAAUUAUAAUAUCACACUGGUGGAGAGAUGCUACAGUGAGUCAUUAAAACUCUUUGGAAGCACAGAGCAUUAUGUAGUGGUGACAAUUGAUGAACACACUGCUGUCAUUUUGCAGAACCUAGAAGAAUUGAAUUGUGAGAAGGCAUCAGAUAAUAUCAUUAUGAGACUUAUGGCAUUAUCAUUCCAGUACAGCUAUUGUUGGCUAAUUUUAUACAAAAAAGAAACACUAAAUUCAGAGUACCAUCUUACAGAGAUGACACUUCAUCAUCUAGCGCUGAUUUAUGCAGCUUUGGUUUCAUCUGGGCUAAAAUCUGAAGAACUGGAUGUAAAGCUUAUAAUUGCCCCAGGAGUAGAAGAGACUGCAUUGAUAAUUCGACAAAUUGCUGACCACAAUUUAAUGACCUCGAAGAAAGAACCUCAUGAUUGGUUGGAUAAAUCUUGGCUUGAAGUUUCACCAUCUAAGGAAGAGAUGUAUUUACUUGAUUUCCCAUGCAUUAAUCCACUGGUGGCUCAGCUCAUGUUAAAUAAAGGACCUUCUCUGCACUGGAUAUUAUUAGCAAACCUGUGUCAACUUCAGGAAGUCCUACCUGAAGUUCCAGAAAAAGUGUUAAAGCAUUUUUGCAGCAUCACUUCCUUAUUCAAGAUUAAUUCUUCUUCCGUAACUAAAUCACCUCAGAUUUCAUCACCUCAGGAAUACAAGAAUCAGAGUUCAGCUUCUGACUUCUCAGACCCUAUCACUGAACGAUAUAAUGAAUAUUACCAAUAUUCAGAUUUAGGAGAGAGAGCACGAGAAGACACAAACACCACUUAUAACACUUUUCAUGAGGAACUAAGAGGAAUGCUUCCCACUUUAGCAUCUGCAAGUUCUUAUAACCAGACCAACUACUGGAAAGACUUCAGUCGUAACCCUAACGUAGUACAGAAUAAUCCUUGUCUAAUUAAUCUGGAAUCAAGGAAAGCAGCUUGUAACUCAUUUCUAAACCAGAAUGACUCAGGCUCAGAUGUCUUUUCUUUGGGUCUAACACAAAUAAAUUGUGAAUCCACAAUACCACCAAUUGACACUCAGAGGAGAGCUACCCCUAAUUUUAUAAAUGAUCAUAAAAAGCAGAUACAUGAAGCAAAAGGCUCCAAAGACAAGGAAGUAUUUGCCCCCAUCUUUUCACUAAUGGGCUCUCAAUCUCCUCAUUUGAACCUUAAGAAAAAUGUGUGGGAACCACAGACUCAUUCAUUCAGCUUGCAAUAUGGCAUGGAGCAGACUACGUGUAACAAAUGGUACUCUCAGAAAAGUAAUCUAUUCGCUGAUCAACAGCAGUAUCUACCAGACGAGUUAGAAGGCUUCCCUUGGGAAAGUUCAGACGCUGCAACUGAGAAGACUUUCAGGAGAGACAUACCAUCUGUUCCCAGUUUAGAUUUUUCUCCGGCUUCUAAUGUAAAUCAGAAAGAAUCCAACCGUAGCCUUUAUUUCUACCAAAGAACUGGGAAAAGUUUAGGUCAGAAAAGGCACCUUGAAUCUUCAUCUAACUCAGGAGACAAGGAAUCAUUAACAGGUUUCAUGUACUCGGAACUACCACAAUUCAAGAAACGACGUCUCACGUAUGAAAAAGUCCCUGGUAGAGCUGAUGGACAAACCCGGCUGAGGUUUUUUUGA
Molecule: messenger RNA, 4182 nt
Organism: Lepus europaeus (European hare)
Lineage: Eukaryota; Metazoa; Chordata; Mammalia; Lagomorpha; Leporidae
Gene: SHOC1
Product: shortage in chiasmata 1
Exons: 25
Biological process (GO): resolution of meiotic recombination intermediates
Cellular component (GO): condensed nuclear chromosome
Molecular function (GO): single-stranded DNA binding; ATP hydrolysis activity
Source: RefSeq, a predicted model, not a curated record